GUAAUUUUGGUUUGGGUUUGGGUUUUUUGGGUAAUUUUGGUUUGGGUUUGAUGGGUUUUGGGUUUGGGUUUGUAAAAUUCAUUUUGAUGAACUUCACCCCUCUAACUUUUAAUUUCUUCAAUUGAGUCCCUUCUUUCUUCUUCUUGAAUUUUCCAAUUUCUUUUUGCAUGUAUUGGAGUAUCUACCCCGAAAACUAACCUCAGUGCUUUGCAAGUUAAUCGAAGAGAAGAUUUGGUCGAAGGAUGAUCUUGGAGUUCUUUGCAACUACACGAACAUGUUUGGGUGGAUUAGGUGGAGUUGGUAGCAGAGAAGGAAUGGGAAAUAAGGAGGUAAGACCAUUGGCAGCAAAGAAAGAGCCUGAGAUGGAGACACAGAGCAAUAAGAAAGAACUACUUUCCUUCACCGGCAGAGACUUCCAAGGUGGGUGAUUCAUAGAUCAAUUAGAUUGUCACGCAACACAUAUGUUUCCAUGGUGGUGAUUGAAUAAUGAUAAAUGAACAAAUUUGAG
Molecule: messenger RNA, 508 nt
Organism: Rubroshorea leprosula
Lineage: Eukaryota; Viridiplantae; Streptophyta; Magnoliopsida; Malvales; Dipterocarpaceae
Source: the annotation of a GenBank genome assembly